This is a messenger RNA of Musa acuminata AAA Group (dessert banana), 3933 nucleotides long. Its product is annotated as clathrin interactor EPSIN 2. Gene Ontology annotation, cellular component: plasma membrane; endosome; clathrin vesicle coat. Gene Ontology annotation, biological process: endocytosis. The coding region runs from base 566 to 3466 and encodes 966 amino acids. The transcript has 15 exons. Gene Ontology annotation, molecular function: phospholipid binding; clathrin binding. The record is from RefSeq and is a predicted model, not a curated record. NCBI's taxonomy places the organism in Eukaryota, Viridiplantae, Streptophyta, Magnoliopsida, Zingiberales, Musaceae.
CACCCCCCACCCCCGACGUCUUCUCCCUUCCAUUCCCUUUUGUUUCCCUAUUUCCUCCUUCGCUUCUUCACAUUCUUCUUCUCCUUCCAUUCGCCAUCCGGGAGGAAGAGCAAGAAGCUCUAGGGCUCGUCGGUGGAGCGCUUGCGAAUCCAUCCGCGGAUCUACGUUUCCCUUCUCCUUCCUCCUCUUCCCCAACCCUGCGAUCCCUUCUCUUGUUUUGGGUCGGAUCUUGAUCUCCCAGGCCGUAACAUUUCCACCGGGUCCGUUCUGGUCCCUUUUCUUUCCUCGUUAUUUCUUGCUGUUUGGAAGUUGGAACAUUCACUCGUAGUCGUUUUGGAUCUGGCCUUGUCUUGAGCUAUGUCCUUCUUGUGUUGUUGCAUUGAUUGAUUGAGGUUUUCCUUGGAGGAUGGGAUUUGUCGCCGUCGGGCGUGUUAUUUGAUUCGAGAUAUUUGUGCAUGAACGCGAGUUUGAUCUGACAACUGGUUAGUUUUUUUUGGACGAUCACUUGCAAAAAGAAAAAAAGAUUCUGAAGAGAUAGCAGCAGUGUUCUUGGUCAACAAGGAUCAUGAAAAAAGUGUUUGGUCAAACUGUUCGCGACCUGAAACGAGAGGUGAACAAGAAAGUUCUAAAGGUGCCUAACAUAGAGCAGAAGAUUCUUGAUGCAACCAGUAACGAGUCUUGGGGACCACAUGGAUCACUUCUGGCAGAUAUUGCACAGGCAACCAGGAAUUACCAUGAAUACCAGAUGAUCAUGAAUGUGAUAUGGAAGAGGAUCAAUGAUACUGGAAAAAACUGGCGUCAUGUUUACAAGGCACUGACUGUUUUAGAGUACCUAGUAGCACAUGGAUCUGAACGCGUGAUUGAUGAAAUAAGGGAGCAUGUCUACCAAAUAUCGACUUUAUCUGAUUUCCAGUAUAUUGAUUCAAGUGGAAGAGACCAGGGAAACAAUGUCAGGAGGAAGUCCCAGAGUCUUGUGGUUCUGGUGAAUGAUAAAGAGAGAAUAUACGAACUUAGGCAAAAAGGUGCUGCUAGCCGGGACAAAUAUCGAGGUGCAGGUUCAACUGGUAGGCCUGGAGGCUACAGUGACCAUUGUGAGGAUGAUCGUUAUGAGAGUCGCAAUGCUAGUAGAGACGAAGAUCGAUAUGGUAAUGGAAAAGAAAGAGAAUGGGGAUAUAAAGAUGAUGAUAGAUACAACAGAGACAGGGACUCAUAUGGUCGAGAGGGAGAUCGGAGUAGUGUGUAUUCUGAUGAACAUCAUGGCAGAGAUGGUUUUAGAGAUGAUGAUUCUAGAGGAGGUCAUGGUAAUGAUGAUUAUCAAGAUGGUUCAAGAAACCGAAGCAUCGAUGAUGAUGACCGGUAUUCAUCUCGAAGUGGUGGUGGCAGAAGUGAUAGUGUUCCACCAGAGGAAAGGCAGCUGGAACGUAGGCCCUCUGAGCAGAGUAUUAGCGCACCACCAAGCUAUGAAGAAGCUACAAGAGAUGCUCAAACCAAUAUGCAAGAAGCUAGCCCCAUUGUUAGGAAUGGUGAUGAAUUUGUAGCAACUGCACCAAGAGCGUCUUCACCUCAUGCACCUAAACCAAGCUCUCCUUCAGAAAGCACAACCCAAGGUUCUCCUUUUGCACCAACAGAUGGUUCUCCUUUGAAAAGUACAAUCCAAGGUUUAGGCCAUGCCCCAGUAGGUGCAUCUGCAUCAGCAAACAACACUGACAAGAAUGUUUUUGAAGAUUUUGAUCCACGUGGUUCAGUGUCAGUUGCUUCACCUGCAGUUGGCCCACCUGCUGCAAGUAGUCUGGAGAUGGACUUAUUUGGAUCAGCAUCAGCAUUGGAUUCUAUUUAUUCAUUGGAUAUGAUGCCUUUGCCUACGGCCACUAAUGGUACUGGGGUUGAUCUUCCAACAAAUUCAGAUCUUGGGGCAGAUUUUAUGGUGAUGUCAUCUGGUGCAAUGAGCCAGCAUGGUGAGAAUCCUUUUGGUGAUCUUCCUUUUAUAGCUAUCCAUGAAAAUUCCUCCAACCAGCUAGAGAGCUUUGCACAUGUCACUUCCUUCAACUCUUCAAUUUCCACUGGAGGUGCUGAAAUUUUCCCACCUGAAGCUUCCGAGAUACAAACAGCCACAGACUUUGAUUUUGAUGCUGCUUUUGGUGUUACAUGCAAUCCUCCAUUGGAUGGUCAACAAAGCUCUUAUGGAAGUCCAGCGAUUUUGACCCAGGAAGCUCCUCUGACUCAGGCAAGCAAUGAUAUUUCAGGGAUGCUUGCCACACAAACAGGAUCAGCAGCCCUUAAUCCCAUGCAGGAAGCUCAACCUGCAGCACCAGCAGAUGCACAACAAAAUAUUAUUCCCCAGUCAGGUCCACAAGCUCCAUUUGCAUUACAGACAACUCAUUUUCCUGCCCAGGAUGCUCGUCCUAUUACUCCAACAAAUAAUCAUGCUGCCCAGGCUAGGGAUGAUAUUUCUGGUGUUUUUGCCACACAAACAGGAUUGGCAGCUUAUAUUCCCAUGCAGGAAGCUCAACCUGUAGCACCAACACAUGGGCAAGGAAAUCUUAUUCCUCAGUCAGGUUCACCAGCACCAUUUAUGUUAGAGGCAGCUCGUCCUAUAACACCAACACAUGGACAAGGAAAUCUUAUUCCUCAGUCAGGUCCACCAGCACCAUUUAUGUCAGAGGCAGCUCGUCCUAUUGCUCCAAUAAAUAACCAAUCCACCCAGUUGUCAGAGGCAGCUUAUCCUAUUGCUCAAAUAAAUAACCAGUCCAUGCAGUUGAAUCUUCCUUCGCAGCCCGGCCCUCAGGCUCCCACUGCCUUAGAAGUGACUCCUGCUCCAUCAGCUUUACCACCUAUAAGAACAGCUGAAUCAAAGGAAAAGUUUGAACCCAAAUCAGCAGUCUGGGCUGACACACUGAGUCGAGGUCUAGUGAAUCUGAAUAUAUCAGGACCUAAAAUCAAUCCUCAUGCGGAUAUUGGCAUUGAUUUUGAUUCUAUGAAUCGGAAGGAGAAAAGAAGAGAAGAUAAGAAGGUUUCUACAGCACCGGUAUCUAUCACCACCAUGGGCAAAGCUAUGGGAUCUGGCUCCGGCAUUGGACGUGCUGGUGCAAGUUCCUUAGCGGUCCCUCCAAAUCCCAUGAUGGGCAAUGGUAUGGGCAUGGGCAUGGGUGGAAUGGGCAUGAUGGGUGGUGCUGGUAUGGGAAUGGGCAUGAUGGGUGGUUCCGGAAUGGGAAUGGGCAUGAUGGGCGGUGCCGGCAUGGGGAUGGGGAUGGGGAUGGGUGGUUAUGGUGGAAGCAUGAAUCAACCUAUGGGCAUGGGGAUGAACAUGGGAAUGAACCAGGGAAUGAUGCCUCAACGACCGCCGAUGGGAGGCCCGCUGGGUGGAAAUGGUAUUCCUGGGGCAGGCUACAACCCCAUGAUGGGCAUGGGCAACUAUGGAUCUCAGCAACCAUAUGGUGGUGGAGGUGGAAGUGGAUAUAGCAGAUGAAGAAAUCAUCCUCUCCAAGAGUACAAAAUGGGUAUCUCUGAUGGGAUUCUUUUGAGCAUUACAAGUGGUCUUGGUGUACGAGUAUGGGCUUUCAAAGGUGGUGUUGUAGGGGGUUUGAUCAUUCUCAGAUGAAUCCUUUUCUUGUGAAUUUUGGCUGAAGGAUUAUUUCAACAUUCUUGCUGAAAAUAUAAAAAUAAAAUAAAGAUUCAUCUUUCGUUAUUUCAAUUGAAAUAUUAUUUGAACACUGCUGAUUGAAGCCUGCUGGAAAUCAAGUUCAGAGUUAGCGUCUACCUCUUUGGACUAUUUUCUUUUGUGCUCAUUUUUUCGUGAGUGUAUUUAAGAGUUUGGCAAUUAAAUAUUUUCAUGUUGUAAAAUGCACCAUUUGGGCACAUGAAUAUUUUCAUGUUGUAAAAUGCACAUUUUGGGCACAUGAAUAUAUGCAUUUAGGGGUGAUCCCCAAAAGACCA